This is a messenger RNA of Scatophagus argus, 5722 nucleotides long. RefSeq names its product checkpoint with forkhead and ring finger domains, E3 ubiquitin protein ligase (gene chfr). The transcript has 18 exons. Bases 235 to 2166 code for a protein of 643 amino acids. Gene Ontology annotation, molecular function: ubiquitin-protein transferase activity; protein binding. The record is from RefSeq and is a predicted model, not a curated record. Gene Ontology annotation, biological process: mitotic cell cycle checkpoint signaling; ubiquitin-dependent protein catabolic process; protein ubiquitination. Lineage: Eukaryota; Metazoa; Chordata; Actinopteri; Scatophagidae. Gene Ontology annotation, cellular component: nucleus.
AAUGUAUGUUUCAGGUUGCAAAUAUUUUUCCCUUGAAAUUCAGCCUCGGCAGACACGAACGUACUUUUAAACCCAAAGUGCCCCUCCUCCAUCAGCUGAUGACGGUUUAUAAUGUCAAGCCUGAGCCUGGCAGGAAGUGCAUCUUGUGCCUAGCCUGGAAUAUGAGGAGAAGAAGCUGUUUGAAACAGAGCUAUUGUGACAAAAACUCAGCUUUUGACGUAAAAGCAUCGGGAGAUGGACAGUUAUAGAAGGGGACGACCAUGGGGAAAACUAGUCAAAGUGGACUCCACUGAAACUGUCCUGCUUUUCAACAGGGAAUGCACAGUUGGCAGGAAAAAGGGAUGUUAUCUGUCCUUUCCAGCCAACAAACUUGUAUCGGGGGAGCACUGCAAGAUUGUGCAAGAUGAAAUCUCAGGACUGGUGUGGCUCGAAGACACGAGUACCAAUGGCACAGUGAUCAACAUGUCCAAACUGGUCAAGAAGCAAACUCACAUGCUGCAAAAUGGUGAUGUCAUCUACUUUGUAUACAGGAAAAGUGAGCCAGAACAAAACAUCGCCUAUGUUUACCACUCAAUCAACACGGAGCAAGCUGUUUCACAACAUAGUUAUGACAUGGAGAGGUCAGCCCACAGUGCUGCUCCUGUUCCACCUUCAGAGAUGCCACUCUCUGUAGAGCCCGUAAUGCUCACAAAGGCUCCUCGUGAUCCAACUCAGGAGGAACCUCAGCCCUCCACCUCCACUUCCCACUUCUGUAUUGGGAACCCCACCACUCCUGAUCCCAAGGCAAACACGGCCUGCCCUGCCUCUGGCCAAGCUAACAAUGCUGCAAAGGCACAGGAAAUGGAUGUAGAGAACAUGGAGCCACAAAGCAAGAGGAGGAAAACUGAUGAUAAAGAUUAUGAUUUGGACUUUCCACACACCUCUAAUACAGAAGUGGUCAGUUCAACCAAGGGAACUGUUGGGAGUCUUUUGUCUAAACCCCCAGUGGAAGGUACUAAGACAGACAAGAUGGAGGAGAGCCUGACAUGUGUUAUUUGCCAGGACCUCUUGCAUGACUGUGUCAGCUUGCAGCCUUGCAUGCAUGUUUUCUGUGCUGCCUGCUACUCAGGCUGGAUGGAGCGUUCUUCGCUUUGCCCCACCUGCCGCUGCCCUGUGGAGAGGAUUCGUAAGAACCACAUCCUCAACAAUCUGGUGGAGGCCUACCUCAUUCAGCACCCAGAGAAGUGUCGCAGUGAGGAGGAUCUGAAGAGCAUGGACAGUCGUAACAAGAUAACUCAGGACAUGUUGCAGCCGAAAGUUGAGCGCUCUUUCUCUGAUGAGGAGGGCAGUUCAGAUUAUCUCUUUGAGCUCUCAGAUAACGACAGUGACUCUUCAGACAUUAGUCAGCCUCUGGUGAUAUGCAGACAGUGUCCUGGCUAUAGGAGGGAGGUCAGUCAAAUGCUUUUCGCUACCAGUUCAAACUACUGGCUCCCUGGCCUGCCAGCUCUACAGCCUAUACCUCCUCAAGCCAAACCAGCAACACAGGAGGGGUCUGCAAAUCCCACAGGGGAGCAGCCAUCGACAUCAUCUGACAUCCCCUCAGCUCCUCAGGAGUACCGCUGCCCCCCUCAGGGUUGCCACCUCAUAUGUGCCUGCUGCCACCAACCAAUGCCAGACAGGCGUGGCGAGCUAAAUAGCCAGCGGGUUAUUGCUCAGCAGUGUAUGCUGUGCCAGCGACCGUUCUGUCAUAUGUACUGGGGAUGCCAGAGCAUUGGCUGUCAAGGCUGUUUGGCUCAAUUCAGUGAUCUCAAUCUGACAGACAAAUGCCUGGAUGGUGUGCUGAAUAGCAAUAACUAUGAAUCGGAGAUCCUAAAGAACUACCUGUCCUCCAGAGGGAAGUCAUGGAGAGAUCUGCGCCAGGAAUCCUUGCAAAGCUUACAGCAGGGAAACUACUGUCUGACAGAUUGCCGUAUCUCUGCAAAUACCAUCCUGUGCUUCUGCUGUGGUCUGCAAGCAUUCAAGGAGCUCGCCUACAAGUACAGACAGAACAUCCCUUCAUCUGAGCUGCCAGCUGCUGUAACAUCUCGUCCCGACUGUUACUGGGGACGCAACUGUCGCACUCAGGUGAAGGCGCAUCAUGCAAUGAAGUUUAACCACAUAUGUGAGCAGACACGUUUUAAGAGCUGAACGUGCAGCGUGGUUUAUGUGUCCACAAGUGUCAAAUGUAGAUAACUGAGCAUCUUGUUAGACACAAUCUUGUUUGUCCAUCAUGUCUAACUGCCUUCCAAUGUUAUGCAAUAACCUAAUGCAGAAAUUACAAUCGGUAUUCAUUUACAAUAGUGACCAGUGUUUUACUGGACACAGAGCUGUGUGAAAUAAUGCUAUGCACAAUGACGUUGAGGUUCAAUGUUUACUAAAGGUUGAAGCUGCUUAGUUAAGACCUGUGAGGUCAUCAAACAUCAGCAACCUUUUAACUUCAAAUGCAUUUUGUCUUUGGAUCAUGCAUUUAUCUCAUCUUCAAGGUAGCAAACCACCAGCUGUUGGAGUAAUUUAUUUGUUGUUGGUUAAAAGUGCUUCCUGAUAUGUCCUUCAUGGCCUAUGUGACAAAAAUGUUUCUCAGAUUAAGAGUGAGCGAGGCAGUCUGUCAGCAUUAAGGCCAUUUAUGAAUGCUUACACAUUAGUGAGCAUGUUUUACAUUAUGUCCUCCUCCAGCCUCACCUGAAAACACCUGAUGUCUAUUUACUUUCUUUAAUUGUGAUAUAUUUUUUAUGAUUAUUAUUAGUAUAUUAUAUUAUUUUUUGUAUAGUCUUAUCAAAUGCUGAGAUAAGAAUCCAGGGCUUCCUUCAACAUAAUGUUCAUGAAAACAUCUGUCCCACAGUGAAGCAAUACAGAGUUUUACAGUAGUAGCACCAUUUUGGGUCAACACACAAGCUGUUCCCAAAAUCCAACCUGCCAAAUUAUAUUGUAAUGUCAAAAUGUCUCAUGUCUCGCAUUACUGUGUUCCCAACUAAGGGCAAAAAGCCAUGUCAAAGCCCCACAUAUUUACAAGAGUAGAUUCACAAUCCCAUGUGACAUUUGUGUAGGAUUAGGAAGGGGCUGAAUGUUUUGUAAUGCUGUCAGAGAGCACGGGGGCCUCUGUUGUAUGCUUUGCUCUGGUUAAUCAUCUCCGAGGUGAUUAGAGUAGUGUAAAAGGGACGUUUUCUCAGAGCCUCAUAAUGAGGGAUAAGAUGUGAUGAAAUGCACAGCUAGCACAGUUAGACUGCACUCAGGCCAUCAGUAACAGUUAAAAUAUGCUGAAGCUGAUUUUUAUUGGCAGUGGCCCUUGGAGAAAAGCACCAAUAAAACCUAUCAGUAUGUUCUGUUAUUUAUGUUUGUUAUAAAUGGUUAUAUAUAUAUAUUUUUGAUGGGUUCAUUAAGAUGUCUCAGAGGUAUUGAUUAGUUGGAUUUGGUUCAAUUUUCUCUACUCCCUCAGGUACACAAAGUUGCUGUUUGGUUGUUGUAGUUGCAACUUAACCACGUUUGGUGGUCAGAAAAGUUGUGUCAGCAUGUUAAAAACUGUCUCUGAAGAGUGGUGUUGAAUCUGAUGACCUCUCAUUUAUGACUAUCAUCACCCAAGUGUUAGUGAGACUCCGUCAUGCAAACAUGCACAGCUGGUGUUGAUGUACUGUAACAAAUUGACAAAUCAGCCUGUUUUUUGGACUUACUUAGCUUAGACAAAUAAGACCAUCUAGACAUUAGUUUCAAAAGACCUUUAUAUUUUGAAAUCUAAGGAUGAAGUAAUAGUUUUGAUAUUUCCCCUCUUUUUUUAUUUUGUAGGAUCACUAUUAUUAGUGUGUAGCAAAUGUUGGUGGGCAUAAAGAAUGAGUGUUAGAGGAGCUCAGUCUGUUACUUAAACUAUUGAGACAUCUAGCCCAGGAGUAACCUGGCUGGUGCGCUUCGCAAGGUUUGCCGUCUCCAUUUGGUACCAUUCGCUGCUUUGUGUUGCUUUCAAAAUACAGAAUCUACAGGCUCUUCUUCAGGUGUGGAAUAACAAUCCAUUUAUUGACCUGGGAUACAGUCCAUUUUGUCCAUUUCCAGUUUCUAUCAAAAUCCACAACACAACUUAUAGCAUGACAAAAAAAGGUUCACUGCUACAGCAGUCAAAACCCCUUUGCCUUUCUAGGAUCACACUCCUGCCUUUAUACUUGAGCCUGCACCACAGCAAUAUCCUAUGUUCACACAGUAAAUAACAGUCGCAUCCUGAUUAUUUCAAACAUGCUCUGACAGUGAUAGGGUAGAAAUUGUUAAAAACAGCUCUUAGCUUGCAUUUAUUAUAUAUAUAUAUAUAUUUUUUAAACUUAAUUUCCUAUAUAAAUGCUGGUUUUAUUUUUUCAUUAGUAUUUAGCCUUUCAGUUUAUUAUAGAAGAACACAUUGAUCAGCUGCAACAUUAAAACCACUUGCCAAGGUUUCCCCACAGAACAUUGCAUUGUUAUUCAUUUCACCUGUCAGUGAUUUUAAUGUUGUAGCUGAUGGGUGCAUGUGCUAAAUUUUUUUAACAAUGUUGAUUAGAUGCAUUUAUAUUGUACACCUAUGAAGAUAUUUGCACAUAACUUGUCUCUCAAAAUAGAAAGGCUUCUUUUAAGUCUACAGAGAUUAUGAUAUGAACCGAAUAUCCUAGAAGUGUCUCAGCAUAUGAGAUGUCAAUACUGUGGCUCGUUAUGUCUGAUUUGUGAAUAGAUAUUAAGAGUUUCAUUCCAAAAUGAAAUGCACAACAAGAAUAAUGCAAUGGAAGAAAAAUUGAACUGUUUUUAAAGAUAUGCUUGAUAGUAAUGAGUUUUAGAAAAUACUGUGCAUUUUUUACAUAUAGUAUAAAUAACAUUAGCCCUAGUGAUUGUGCAAAGAAUAUGCAUUGUUUUGGAAUGUAGCGCAUAAUAUUUUUUUGGUGUUGGUGGCAAAACAGAGUUGUGAAUGGGCACUUUCCUGGCCUCUGCAGGAGCUCCUGAGUUAAUUUGUGUUGUUGUUGUUAGCAAGGUGGUUUAGGUGUGUUUUUCUUUUGUAGUUUGUUUUUUUUUUUUUUUUUUUUUUUUUUUGUUACCCCUUCAAUCAUGGUGGGUUCACACUGGCAUUCCUUAGCAGCUCAGGCCCUUAGCACAAACCUGGUCGAUCCCCCCGACGGAGUGGCUGAGUUUUAAUUAUUCCCUACUGGAGAUCUGGGCACCCUAAGCCAACAACAGUCCCAAGCCGCUCCAAUCAGGAAUUGGUAUUAAAGAGGCUUUGGAGGAGUGCUUUUUUCCCCCCGGGGUUAGGUAUGUUGUAUACUAAGGUAAAUAUUUACUCCUUUAGUGUGCAAAAGUCUGGACCAAGCAGCUCAGCAGUGAGGAAGAGGCAGGUUUCAUUCUACCUCAUCGCAGCUCCCAGGGAUAUGGGAGGCUGAACAGGCAUCAAGGUCACAUUCACAUCAGUUCAAAUCUGGGAACACAUCUCUACGUGUGGGGAAGGAAGUCCUCACUGAUGCCUGUGAACUUUGUAUGCAAUGCACAAUUUGAACAGACAUUAUGACUACAAUCAGCUUCUAGUUAGAUCUACAGAGCAGCACUAGGCACAUGCAAAGACUUCUUGAGUUUGACAAAUGUUUGAGCAUUUGAUAAAUGCCUCUGUGUCCUGUCUGUUGUAUUAGCAAUGCUAAAAUUAUCUUUGAAAUGCUUAUGAAUCUGACUUGCCUGUUUAUCUUUACAAAUUAAAAGGCUGAUUUAGCCAUGUGCA